Molecule: messenger RNA, 2308 nt
Organism: Tripterygium wilfordii
Lineage: Eukaryota; Viridiplantae; Streptophyta; Magnoliopsida; Celastrales; Celastraceae
Product: ABC transporter G family member 1-like
Exons: 8
Coding region: 83-2059 (658 amino acids)
Cellular component (GO): membrane
Molecular function (GO): ATP binding; ABC-type transporter activity; ATP hydrolysis activity
Source: RefSeq, a predicted model, not a curated record
ACAUUAUGAUUGUUCAGGAUCGUUGCCUACUCAUUCGUCGGAAGUAGAAAUUACAAAUAGAGAACGAGAUAUUGAUGUAAGGAUGCAAGACGACACCAUAUCUUCUGGCCUCUUGACCAUUGAUAUCAAUAAUGUUGGAAAUUCUGUUGAAGAGGAUGGUGUGUUCUUGACGUGGAAGGAUUUGUGGGUGACGGUUCCGGUUGGAAGACGGGGUCGGAGAUCAAUCCUUCAAGGGGUAACUGGGUAUGCCCGACCCGGGGAGAUGUUGGCUAUCAUGGGUCCAUCUGGUUGUGGCAAGUCUACACUGCUUGAUGCACUAGCAGGAAGACUGGAUUCAAACACAAGGCAAGCAGGAGAGAUUAUGGUCAAUAGUCAGAAGCAAGGUUUGGCCUAUGGAACAUCGGCAUAUGUGACUCAAGAUGAUGCUUUGAUCACAACUUUAACUGUUAGAGAAGCCGUCUACUACUCUGCUCAACUUCAGUUACCGGACACCAUGUCUAAGUUAGAGAAGAAGGAGAGAGCGGAGAUGACUAUAAAAGAGAUGGGCCUGCAAGAUGCCAUGGACACUAGGAUAGGAGGCUGGGGAGCUAAAGGCUUAAGUGGUGGUCAAAAGAGGAGAGUCAGCAUCUGCAUAGAAAUGCUAACGCGCCCAAAGCUACUCUUCCUUGAUGAGCCAACAAGUGGGCUUGAUAGUGCAGCAUCAUAUUACGUAAUGAGCAGAAUCGUAAGCCUGGGCCAAAGAGAUGGAGUUAGAAGAACUAUCAUUUCAUCAAUUCAUCAACCAAGCAGUGAAGUCUUUCAUCUUUUCCACAAUCUUUGCCUUCUGUCUUCAGGGAAAACAGUAUACUUCGGUCCUGCUUCAGGAGCGAAUGAGUUCUUUGCUUUGAAUGGAUUUCCUUGCCCGACUCUCAAUAACCCAUCUGAUCAUUUCUUGAAAACCAUAAACAAGGAUUUUGACAAGGAUCUUGAGCAAGGAUUGGAUGCUGCAAUGCCCACAGAGGAAGCAAUUAACACUCUAGUGAGAGCUUAUAAUUCAUCAGAAAUUUAUCAACAAGUUAAAAAAGAUGUAUCCAAAUUAUGCAAACAGGAUUAUGGAGAACUGGAGAAGAAAAAAAGCCACGCUGGCUUUUUUACUCAGUGUUUUGUCCUCACUAGAAGGUCUUUCACAAACAUGUAUCGUGAUUUAGGCUACUACUGGUUGCGACUAGCGAUCUAUAUUGCGAUGGGUACAGGCCUUGGAACUGUUUUUUGGAACCUAGGCUCCAGUUACCGCUCAAUUCAGGAUAGAGGUUCCCUCAUAGCAUUCGUAACUUCUUUCCUAACAUUCAUGGCCAUCGGCGGAUUCCCUUCUUUUGCAGAGGACAUGAAAGUAUUUGAACGGGAAAGAUUGAAUGGGCACUAUGGAGUAACUGCUUUUGCGGUUGGUAAUACUCUCUCUUCUAUGCCAUAUUUGGUCAUCAUUGCCUUGAUUCCUGGUGCAAUAGCUUAUUAUCCUCCAGGGCUUCAACGAGGAUUUGAUCACUUUCUUUACUUUGCUUGCGUGUUAUACGCGUGCAUGGUUUUGGUUGAGAGCAUAAUGAUGGUUGUGGCAAGUAUGGUCCCCAACUUCCUGAUGGGUAUAAUCACGGGUGCUGGAAUUCAAGGACUCAUGAUAUUAGGAGGUGGAUUCUUCCGGUUACCUAACGAUCUCCCUGCACCAUUUUGGAAGUACCCUCUAUACUACAUUGGUUUCCACAAAUAUGCCUAUCAAGGAUUGUUCAAAAACGAGUUUGAAGGACUGUCAUUUCCUGACAGUCAAACUGGACAACACAUCGUUGACGGUGAUGAGAUCUUGAGAAACAUAUGGCAAGUGGAGAUGGGUUACUCAAAAUGGGUUGACCUUGCCAUCUUGUUGGCGAUGGUGGUGCUCUAUCGAGUUCUGUUCUUAGUCAUCGUCAAGAGUUCUGAGAAGUUAAAACCUGUUAUUUCAGCUCUCUUGUCUGGUCCACCCAAGACAACACUGCCUGUCACGGAGAACCCCAUGGACACACCUUCAACAUUGGAAGCAUCUCUAGCGUAGAUUGAAGGUUUUCAGCAUGUAUAGAGUAGAUUGAAGAUCCUAUCUACAAAAAUAAAAUUGGUUAAUCCUUCAUACCCACAGUUUGAUCUUAGUAUCUUUAUAUACUGGUUAUCAUGCCAAGGCAACUGUUCUAAAGUUUGAUCUUCAAAUGAGGUAUUUGACAAGUAUAUAAGGUUAGAUGUUCAUCCUUGUAGAAUGAUGAAACUAUCGAAUUAUGAAUAUUUUUUAAUGCCUAUGGUAGUGUCAGAA